Molecule: messenger RNA, 847 nt
Organism: Helianthus annuus (common sunflower)
Lineage: Eukaryota; Viridiplantae; Streptophyta; Magnoliopsida; Asterales; Asteraceae
Product: signal recognition particle 14 kDa protein
Exons: 5
Coding region: 203-601 (132 amino acids)
Biological process (GO): SRP-dependent cotranslational protein targeting to membrane
Cellular component (GO): signal recognition particle, endoplasmic reticulum targeting
Molecular function (GO): 7S RNA binding; endoplasmic reticulum signal sequence receptor activity
Source: RefSeq, a predicted model, not a curated record
AGUUGUUCGUCUAGCCGUUAAAAAAAAAAAAAAAAAAAAAAAAAAACACACCCCUUCGCCUCAUAUAUCAAAUCGUGCAAACCAAACCCUAAUUUCAUAAAUCCUCUGUAUAUUUCUAGUUUCCAUUAACAUCCUCCUCCUUACCACUUGGCCCUCGACGUUGACGAAUUUCGCCCCUACGAUUCAACUGCCGGCGAUCCUCAUGGUACGUUUACAGCUCGACCCGUUCCUCAAUGAACUAACUACUAUGUUUGAGCACACAACAGAAAAGGGAUCUGUGUGGGUUACACUGAAACACUCCUCUGACAAGUCUAAGGUGCAAAGGAAUAAGAUAACAAGUGCUGGUAAAGAACUUGAGUUCAAAUGUCUUGUUAGGGCAACUGAUGGAAAGAAGAACAUUUCCACAUUGGUCGGAACAAAGGACCAUCAACGGUUUCAAGCAUCAUAUGCUACCAUUUUGAAGGCGCGCAUGACAUCUUUGAAGAAGAGAGAGAAGAAAGACAAAAGAAAGGCUGUGGAUGUUGUUGAUAAGAAAGCCUCAAAGGCAGCUAAGCCUAUGGAUGUCGAUAAGAAGCAACAAUCGUCAGUCAAGCGUGUUUAACUUCAACUGUCGACCCGUAGUCUUAUCAUAUACUUUAUCAUAUUUGCAUGCUUUCUUUUGUUAAAAACGGUUUUGCCCCUCACCCUGGAUCCUUUUGAAGAAUCGAUAGAUACAAGUCGUUAAUACCCUUGGGUGGAUAAUCAACUUCUUUUACCAAUGAAUUUUUGUUUUGCUUUGCUUUUACUGGACAUGUAUUAUCGAUGCAGAGUUACAUGAUCCUGAUCUAUGCAUUAGUUUGGUUUUCUC